GCAGGUGCCCGCUAACUCGCGUCUCACCGCGCGGCUGCCGAGGCUAGGCUGGGCACUGCUGGAGGACCCGGGGUGGGGGUCCGUCCCGGCUGGACUCCGGAGGGAGGGGGCCGAGCUUAGCCCACAGGCCGUAGAGGCAGUUCGAAGCAGCGCUCCAAGCCCGCUCCAGUGCACGCUCCGGGAGCUGCCCGCUCGGCCACAGAGGCCCGCGCGCCUAGCUGUGCGCUGUGGCCGGACUCCGCGUUCGCUGGCUAGCACACCCCUCGCCGCUCCGCGCCUGGCUCACCCGCAGGGGCUGAGCGCGGGCGGGCGGGCGGGGGAGGUGAGGGGUACUGGUGUGCGUGCAUGUGCCUGGCUGGGUGUACACCCCGCACGGCGGCGGCGCCAAGACGCGGAGCGCUCCCCAGAACCCGGCUGCCUCUCUCGGCUCUGGCGCCCGCGACCAUGUUCCAGCCUACAGCCAAGCGCGGCUUUACCAUCGAGUCCUUGGUGGCCAAGGACGGCGGCAGCAGCGGGGGCACUGGCGGCGGGGGUGCGGGCUCCCAUCCCUUGGCUGCGGCCGCCUCGGAGGAGCCUCUCCGGCCCACCGCACUCAAUUACCCUCACCCCGGCGCGGCUGAGGCGGCAUUCGUGAGCGGUUUCCCCGCUGCCGCCGCGGGCGCCGGCCGCUCGCUCUACGGCGGGCCCGAGCUCGUGUUCCCAGAGGCCAUGAACCAUCCCGCGCUGACCGUGCAUCCUGCGCACCAGCUGGGUGCCUCCCCGCUGCAACCCCCACACUCCUUCUUCAGCGCCCAGCACCGGGACCCUCUGCACUUCUACCCCUGGGUCCUGCGGAACCGCUUCUUCGGCCACCGCUUCCAGGCAGCGAGCGACGUGCCCCAGGACGGGCUGCUUCUGCACGGCCCCUUCGCGCGCAAGCCCAAGAGGAUCCGCACGGCCUUCUCUCCCUCGCAGCUGCUGCGACUGGAGCGCGCCUUUGAGAAGAACCACUACGUGGUGGGCGCCGAGCGGAAGCAGCUGGCCGGCAGCCUCAGCCUCUCGGAGACGCAGGUGAAGGUGUGGUUCCAGAACCGGAGGACAAAGUACAAGCGGCAGAAGCUGGAGGAAGAGGGGCCCGAAUCUGAGCAGAAGAAGAAGGGCUCCCACCACAUCAACCGGUGGCGCAUCGCCACCAAGCAGGCCAAUGGGGAGGACAUCGAUGUCACCUCCAAUGACUAGGGUGGGCAGCCACGAACCCGUGAGGGCAGAGUGCUGCUCGCUGCUGGCCAGGCCCUGGGAUGGGCCCAGCUGGACUCUGGCCACUCUCCGGCCGGGCUGCGGGAGGCCUCCCACCACAGCCCCAUAGGGCACGGAGCCUGGGGCUACCACCGACAGAGGGACAAGAAAUGGGCUGGCUGAGGCCUAGGACUGCUCGACCUUCUCCUCGGAGAACUGCCUGCCUGCCUGGGCAGGCCAACAGCCAUUGCUGCCUCCCAGCCAUUCUCCAUUUCUCUUUUCUUUUUGUUUUUGAUGCAUUUCUGUUUUAAUUUAUUUUCCAGGCACCCACUGUAGUUCUUAGUGAUUCCUUGUGUUUCCCUUCCCAGUGGGAACAAUAAAAGUCUCUUAAUGACAUGGGCAUCCAGCUCCACCCCAGAGCCCGUGAGCCUGGGGUGGUGGGUUCGUGUUCUGGGAGCCAGUGGGGACUGGCAGAGCAAGCUUGUUCAGGACCUGGGACCUGGGGUGCGGCCUUGGAGAUUCAGUUUACUCACUCCUUUCCUUUGUUGUUCAUCGACCUGGCCUCUGACCCACCUCCACAAGAGAAGCCGAGGCUAGACAGGGAAGAGCCACCCUGUAUACGAGGAAGGCUCUGAUCAGGUCUUUGCAAACAUGUUGAGCCAUGAGAAUCAGGCCUGGGUGGGCCAGGGGAGAGAGAGUGUGUGCACUUCCCCGUGCUGAGAGACUCUGGUGGCUUCUCCAGUUGAGGAGGAGCCAGAGGAAAAGGGGAGUACUGGGUGCGGGUGGAGGGGACACCCUUCACAGAGGCUGACAGUCCCAGGCCCCCCUCCUGGGGCCUGGAGGCCUGGCCAGGACGCUCACCUGUGUCCGGAGAGCCCCCUCUGCAAACUAAAGCUGCAGAGACAGGGCGUGAGUGUGAGUCUGCGACCAGUGCCCGAGGACUCAGGGCCUCCAGCCAGGAAAGGGCUCCAAAGCAGGCCGCACCACGCUCUUUAGUUCACCUGCCCUUCACUUGCCCCACGUGUCUUACCUGCGUGUCACACACCAAGGUUUCCUUCAUCCUAAUAAAGUAAAACCUGUAUUC
Phyllostomus discolor (pale spear-nosed bat) is the source of this 2299-nucleotide messenger RNA. It is a transcript of the gene EMX1, whose product is annotated as empty spiracles homeobox 1. Gene Ontology annotation, molecular function: DNA binding; DNA-binding transcription factor activity, RNA polymerase II-specific. The transcript has 3 exons. Gene Ontology annotation, biological process: regulation of DNA-templated transcription; neuron differentiation; brain development. The record is from RefSeq and is a predicted model, not a curated record. NCBI's taxonomy places the organism in Eukaryota, Metazoa, Chordata, Mammalia, Chiroptera, Phyllostomidae. The coding region runs from base 346 to 1218 and encodes 290 amino acids.